AUGCCCUACGCCGCCCAACUCGAGAUCGCUCGGCUCGAAGACGAACACGCGGUGCUCAUCGAACGUGCGAACGCGUUCACGGAGGCGAAUAAGCGCGAAUACGCCCUGGAGAUUGCGCGACGAGCGAAGGACGCCGCCAGAAAAAUUGCAUCGAAAACGUCGACGUGCGCCGCGCCGAGCGCGCGCGCGGUCCCGCGCGAGCACUGUUCGUCGUUGUCGUGCGCGCGGUUCCGCCGCGAGUACGUCCGUCGGGACGUCCCGGUGGUCAUCACUGGGUUGCGCGACGUCUUGACGGAGGACGGCGCGGACGGCGAGCGGUGCGCGUGGCUCACGCGACGCGCGGGGAACAAAAAGGUGGCGGUGACGCGAGAUCACGGGCACAGGAAUUCCACGGCAUCGUGCGCGUCGACGGAUGUGGUGGAUUUGAGGGAGUAUUUCGACGAGGUCACGAAGGACGCGUCGCCCGGGAGCUAUCUGUACGACGUCUCGGUGCCGUUAAAAUUGCCCACUUUAACCGAGUCCAUCUUUUUGCCAAAGUACUUUGCGCACGAUUACGUGCAGCGGACGAUGCGGCUGACCGCGUUCAGUCGCUCGUGGCCCAGUCUGUUCGUCGCGGCGAAGGACACGCGAUCGACGCUGCACGUCGAUCAAUGGCAAGGGCAUUUUUUCAUGGCCAUGAUUCGCGGCACCAAGCGAUGGACGGUGUUUCAUCGCGACGCCACCCCCUUCUUGCGACCGAGCUGGUUGCGAGGAACGCUCGAUCCGGCCAUGCCUGCGCUCGAAGAGCAAUGCGCUUCGGGACUGAGCGAACACGCCGCGCGAUGGGACGUCGAUCUCGGUCCCGGCGAGGUACUCUUCGUCCCCGGCGGCGCCCCGCACGCGGUGCACAAUUUGGACAGCACCGUCGCCUUCGCCGGGAACUUCGUGGACGACGCCAACCUCGAACGGGCGUUAGUCGACCUCAAACUCAUGGGUUUGAAUCAAGGCGAGCGCAUGAUGGAGAGCUUCAUCGCGCUCGACGAGAUCGACUUCGACGACGCGACGGAUCUCGACGACGACGACGCCGACGCCGACGCCGACGCCCCCCUCGAUCCUCGAGACCUCGUCGUCGCCAUCGACGCCCACCUCGCUCGACGUCCGUAG
This is a messenger RNA of Ostreococcus tauri, 1143 nucleotides long. Its product is annotated as JmjC domain. Lineage: Eukaryota; Viridiplantae; Chlorophyta; Mamiellophyceae; Mamiellales; Bathycoccaceae. Gene Ontology annotation, biological process: negative regulation of gene expression; protein hydroxylation; positive regulation of translational termination. The transcript has a single exon. The coding region runs from base 1 to 1143 and encodes 380 amino acids. Gene Ontology annotation, molecular function: histone H4R3 demethylase activity; sequence-specific DNA binding. The record is from RefSeq and is a predicted model, not a curated record. Gene Ontology annotation, cellular component: nucleus; cytoplasm.